AUGAACAUCGGCCCCCGACGAGAAGCAUCCAGAAAUAGCAAGAAUAGCUGUGUCAAGGAGACGAGCCAGGGCGAAGGCGAGAAGGCGAAGGGAAUUGAGCACGUACCAAACCUCAAGGGAAAAAGAUAUGGAGAUAAAAUUGAUGCGGGAGGUGGGCGGAAAAAGGUGAAUGAGAAAGGGAGGCGAAAGGAAGAGAGGAAGAAGAAGUUGGUGCACCGUGCAAGACGGAAAGGUUGUCCAGAGUCGAGUAAGGCAGAGGAGGCCGAUGAGGCUAGGUGCCAAAACUGCUUGUCAAGCGUCUGUUACCGCCCGAGCGCGAUCAUGCCUGACGAUAAGCCGAAACAUGAGGGGCGUCGUCCUGACAAGGAGACCGGCAAGCCUGAAAGAGACCUGCUCGCGACCAGAGCCACACCUCCAAAUACCGGAGAUAAAAGCGCGAGCUCGCCCAGCAAAACAGCAAGCGAAUCGGUCAACCUCAAUUCCGAGCUCCCCGGACUGGCUGACAGCAUCUUGCUAGCACCAGAAGCAACCCUGAGCCUAGAAAAUACCUUGGCACAAUCCAGCAACCCCAUCACAAGCAACAUGGGAUCUCUCGCCGGGCGUGCCUCGUCGGCAGCCAACUCAGCGAUGAGCCGCGCAAGCCAGGCCGUCAAGGCGACGUCGUCGGCAGCAUGGCAGGGAGCCGCAGCAGCAAACCAGUCAAUCCAGGGCGUAGCCCGAGACUUCUCAGGCGCACUGCUACCGAGGCCACCAUCGUCAACUGGACUUCACAGCGCUGACCGCUCCAGGACACGCCGUCACGCGAUCCGAUCGGGCGGCGAUAGGUACGAGGGCGGUGCGCUGAACGAAGAUCACGGCAUCGCGAGCCCCGACGACGUAAUUGUCAUCAGCAGUAGCGACGAAUCGAGCGGGAAUAGCGCCGGCAAAGAUGACGAGUACCAGACGAUCGCCGAGCCCGGUGCUGAGAACAUGAAGAGGAAGGAGUGGCGGCUGGCCAGGCGGCGGCAGCGCGAGGGGGAGAAGAAAAAGAUGAAGGAGAACGAGCGCCUCAACAGCGCCCUCGACAGCCUUGACGAUGGGUUUGAGCCGACGAUCAACUCUGCCCGGUUCCCGCACACGCACGAAGCAAAGAAGAGGGCCUGA
Lasiosphaeria miniovina is the source of this 1143-nucleotide messenger RNA. RefSeq lists its product as uncharacterized. The transcript is spliced from 7 exons. Bases 1 to 1143 code for a protein of 380 amino acids. The record is from RefSeq and is a predicted model, not a curated record. Lineage: Eukaryota; Fungi; Ascomycota; Sordariomycetes; Sordariales; Lasiosphaeriaceae.